AUGACAAUGAAUAUACUGGUGAGGCAAGGAACAAAGAGAACGCUUGCUCUUCAAUCGGCUACCCAUGUUCUCCUGUUUAGAUACAUCAACGAAACACAGAAAUGUGCAAUUGAAUUGAUUGACAGGGAGUCGUUUUCAUCGAAGUCGUACAAGCAACUCUCCCGAUCAAAACCUCAGGGGUUUCUUGGAUUAAUUGAAAUGAAUAAUGACAUUUUUUUGUGUGUAAUUACUUUUAAACUUCAUGUUGCACAACCACUACCUCAUGAAUCCAUCUAUAAAAUCGUCGAUGUUGAAUUUCAUUCCUUGACGAAUGACACUUGGGAUUUUCUGGAUAUGAACUCAAAUGGUUACCCUAACAUUGAAAAUGAGCCAAAUGGUGCCUCUUCCUCAAUUCACAACGAUUAUACUCCAAGAAUUCCCCAACAUCCAUGCUGGGAAUUAAGGAAACUUUUAUCUGAUGGUUCCUUUUUCUAUAGUACUGAUUUCGAUUUAACUAGUACACUACAAGGUAGAGGAGUUCAUGAUAGACAAAGGUUGUCCAUGGAUUUAUUCCAUACGGACUACAUGUGGAAUGACUUUAUGAUGGAAGGUAUAAUUAAUUAUAGAAAUAAUCUAUCGGAAAAACAGAAGCUGAUUCUAGACGAUGAUCACUUUCUAACUACUGUCAUUAGAGGAUUUGCGGAAACAUUAAAUGCACAAGUGGAUGGGAAACCUUGCACAAUCACAAUUAUUUCUAAACAAUCCUGGAAAAGAGCAGGCACUCGGUUCAAUGUCAGAGGAGUGGAUGAUGAUGGAAAUGUUGCUAAUUUUGUUGAAACAGAACUAAUAUUCACCAAUCACCAUUACAUUUUUGCAUUCACACAAAUCAGAGGCUCGAUACCAGUUUUCUGGGAACAGGAUACAGCGCUUAUAGCACCUAAAGUCCAAAUCACCAGAAGCUUUGAAGCUGCGCAACCUACUUUUGCAAAACAUUUUGAAAUGUUGAAUAGUAAAUACGGCCCUAUUCAUAUUGUUAACUUAUUAUCGAAAACCAGAAGUUCUGAAAUUGAGUUGAGUGAAACGUACAAGGCUCACUUCAAGAAAUUGCAGUCAACUACCCCAGAUUCCGUCUUCUUCACCGAUUUUGAUUUCCAUCAUGAAACCGCUAAAACUUAUGCUGAUGCAACAAGACUACUGCCAUUUUUACAUGACUCUUUCCGGGCAUUUGAUUAUUUUCUAUACGAUAAUAAACGCCAUAUUGUUGUUAACGAGCAAAAAGGUACGUUUAGAACCAAUUGUUUGGAUUGUCUUGAUAGAACCAACGUCAUUCAACAGGUUAUAUCUCUAAAUGCUUUGAUGGAAUUUUUACAUUCUGUGCAUUACCAUGAUUUCUCCAACUUGAAAAAUAGGCAUAGUACGUUAUGGGCUGAUCACGGUGACAGAAUCUCUCAAAUUUAUACAGGUACCAAUGCUCUUAAGUCGAGUUUCUCUAGAAGUGGUAAGAUGGGGUUUGCGGGAGCUUUAUCUGAUGCCACAAAAUCUAUCAGUAGGAUCUACAUCAAUAAUUUUGUAGAUAAAGGUAAACAGCAAGUCACAGAUACUUUACUAGGUAAAAUCUCAAAUCAAAAUCAGGUUAUGAUUUAUGAUCCUGUAAAUGACUUUAUCAAUUCUGAGUUACAAAAGUUUGAAUCGAAAUUUACAACACAUGAGAGUAUUAAUAUUUUCACCGGUACUUUUAAUUUAGCAGGAGCUCAUAACAAUAAAAACCUGACUGACUGGCUAUUCCCAUACGACAAUUUCAAUCCCGAUUUAUUUGUUAUUGGUUUUCAAGAAGUCAUCGAACUAAAUGCUUCAAACAUUCUAAAGUCUGAUGGCUCUGUCGGACAGUAUUGGACUAAGGAAGUGGAGAAAACAAUUCAGAAGAAUGCCAAUGAUAACUAUAUCUUGCUUAGGUCUGAAUUCAUGUCAUCAAUUUUAUUACUGCUUUUUGUCAAAGAAGAUAAAGUUCCCCUUGUAACUGAAGUGGAAGGUAAAUCAAAGAAAACAGGUUUAGGUGGUAUGACAGCCAAUAAAGGUACUGUCGCAAUAAGGUUGAACAUAGCCUCAACUUCUUUCUGUUUUGUCAACUCACAUUUUGCAGCUGGCUUAAGUUACACCGAAGAGAGAAAUAAUGACUUCAUCAGUAGUUGGAAUGGUGUCAGAUUUUCCAGGAAUAGAUACAUAAAACAUCAUGACAAUAUUGUUUGGCUUGGUGAUUUAAAUUAUAGAAUCACUUUUCCCAAUGAAAAGGCCAGAGCGUUGAUUAAGGAGAAUGAUUUAUCAACUCUAUUCACAAGAGAUCAACUCUCUUACCAAAUGAUGAGAAUCAAAGAAUUCAAGUGUUUCCAGGAAUCUGAAAUCAAAUUUCCUCCUACUUAUAAAUUUGACAAAUUUUCAGAUGAUUACGAUACUUCUGAGAAGCAAAGAGUACCAGCUUGGACGGACAGAAUAAUUUACAGGGGAAAAUAUUUGGAAUCAGUUGCUUAUGAUUCUGUUCCAAUAGUAAAAUUUACUGACCACAGACCAGUCUUUAGUGUUUUCAACUCAAGAAUUACCAUAAUUGAUGAGGAAACUAAAGAUAGCAUAUCUAAUAAAUUACGUGAAUCGUUUCUUAAUAACUCCAAUGGUAAGUCAGAGUACAUAGAUCUCAAUGAUGUUGCUUCCUCAGCGGCAUCUUCAGUCAUGUCUACAAAUUCAUCGAGGGCAACGACAAUAAACCUGAUUGAUAUGGAUACUAGUACUCCGUCCACUACACCACCAUUACCAAGAAGACCCGUCCCUCCUGUCUAUAAUGCACAGGAGACCAAAAAGAUGCUCGUACCUGGUUUGACCCCCGUUAAUAUACAAAACGCUAUCCACGUUCCAAACAUAGUCAAGCAAACUCCAAGGGCGUCUCCGGCAAGUUCAGAGCCAACUAAUUUUGGUUCAAUUUCGGUCAUGACCCCAACAAUCUCUAGGUCAGGAUCAACACCACCCCCUCCCCCUCCAAGGAGGAAACCUGCAGAGUCGGCUAGCCAACCUUCGUCACCAAUGCACGGCGCCUCUUCUUUACAAGAAAAAGUUGCUGAACCACUGAAAACUGCACCUAUUGUUCCUUCCAAGCCCAAGGCACUAAAUGGUAUUUACACUGGCGACUUAAAUAAAAGUUCAUCGAGUCAGGCCCAAGCUUCAACUACGUCUUGGGUGCCAAUGACUCCUACAAAGAAACUGUAA
Molecule: messenger RNA, 3231 nt
Organism: Pichia kudriavzevii
Lineage: Eukaryota; Fungi; Ascomycota; Pichiomycetes; Pichiales; Pichiaceae
Exons: 1
Coding region: 1-3231 (1076 amino acids)
Biological process (GO): phosphatidylinositol dephosphorylation
Cellular component (GO): cytoplasm; membrane
Molecular function (GO): phosphatidylinositol-4,5-bisphosphate 5-phosphatase activity; phosphatidylinositol-3,5-bisphosphate 5-phosphatase activity
Source: RefSeq, a predicted model, not a curated record